Grosmannia clavigera kw1407 is the source of this 561-nucleotide messenger RNA. RefSeq names its product cytochrome c subunit. The transcript has 5 exons. Gene Ontology annotation, biological process: mitochondrial electron transport, cytochrome c to oxygen. Bases 1 to 561 code for a protein of 186 amino acids. The record is from RefSeq and is a predicted model, not a curated record. Gene Ontology annotation, cellular component: mitochondrial envelope. NCBI's taxonomy places the organism in Eukaryota, Fungi, Ascomycota, Sordariomycetes, Ophiostomatales, Ophiostomataceae.
AUGUUUAUGCAGCGCUCCGCACUAGCAGUUGCUCGCCGGGCAGUCGUGGCUCCCGCCGUGCGCCGCACCUUUGCGACGACGUUUAUCCGCCGUGAAGCCGCUGUCCCCGAAGUUCAAGCCCCGAAACUGAAGUCGCUCGCUGAGGUCAAAACACAUGAUGACCUUCUCGGGCCCGGUGCCCAGGUCGGUACCAUUCCAACGGACCUAGAACAAGCAACCGGCCAAGAGCGUCUUGAGAUUCUCGGAAAGAUUGAGGGAGUCGACAUUUUCGAAAUGCGCCCUCUAGAUGCUUCACGGAAAGGGACUGUCGAGAACCCCAUUUUGGUCCGCUCUGCUGGCGACGAGCAGUAUGCCGGCUGCACCGGCUACCCGGUCGACUCGCACAACGUCAUCUGGGUCGGCAUGUCCCGGAAGCGUCCGGUCGACCGAUGCUCCGAGUGUGGUAGCGUCUACAAGAUGGACUAUGUCGGCCCCCAGGACGACGGCCACAGCCACGGGCACCACCAUGGCUAUGAGGAGGCCAAGACGUUUGCUGAUUACGUUAAGCCCGAGUACUGGUGA